CGCCGCUCCGAACGCAGUGCAGCAGGGCCGCAGUGCGCGUGCGCGUGCGCGGCCGCCUUACGCGCUGGCGUUUGGCUGCCGGGCGGUGUCUGUAGGGAGCCGCGGCGAGAUGGCGGGGCGGUCUAUGCAAGCGGCAAGAUGUCCUACAGAUGAACUGUCAUUAAGCAAUUGUGCUGUGGUGAAUGAGAAGGACUUCCAGGCUGGCCUGCAUGUAGUUGUGAGGACUUCUCCAAACCACAGAUACAUUUUCACGUUGAGAACCCAUUCAUCUGUUGUUCCAGGCAGCAUUGCGUUCAGCCUGCCCCAGAGAAAAUGGGCUGGCCUCUCCAUUGGACAAGAGAUAGAUGUCUCCCCAUACACUUUCGACAAGACCAAGCAAUGCAUCGGCACUAUGACAAUUGAGAUAGACUUUUUGCAGAAGAAGAGCAUUGAUGCCAACCCGUAUGACACAGACAAGAUGGCAGCUGAAUUCAUUCAGCAGUUCAACAGCCUGGCUUUCUCAGUAGGACAACAGCUUGUGUUCAGUUUCAACGAUAAACUUUUUGGCCUGUUGGUGAAGGAUAUUGAAGGCAUGGAUCCCAGCAUUCUCAAAGGGGAGCCUGGCACAAGCAAGAAACAAAAGAUUGAUGUGGGUCUGGUUGUUGGGAAUAGUCAAGUUGCAUUUGAAAAGGCUGAGAACUCCUCUCUCAAUCUGAUUGGUAAAUCUAAGACCAAGGAGAACCGCCAGUCAAUCAUCAACCCUGAUUGGAACUUUGAGAAGAUGGGGAUAGGAGGUCUUGACAGAGAAUUUUCAGAUAUCUUCCGCCGAGCGUUUGCCUCUCGAGUUUUUCCACCAGAGCUUGUGGAGCAGAUGGGCUGCAAGCACGUGAAAGGCAUCCUGCUAUAUGGACCGCCAGGCUGUGGUAAAACACUGAUGGCUAGACAGAUUGGCAAGAUGCUGAAUGCCAGAGAACCAAAGGUGGUCAACGGUCCAGAAAUCCUCAACAAAUAUGUAGGAGAGUCUGAGGCCAACAUCCGCAAGCUCUUUGCUGAUGCAGAAGAGGAGCAAAGGAGGCUUGGGGCAAACAGUGGUCUCCACAUCAUAAUCUUCGAUGAAAUUGAUGCCAUCUGCAAGCAGAGAGGGAGCAUGAUGGGCAGCACUGGAGUCCACGAUACCGUUGUUAACCAGCUGCUGUCUAAAAUCGAUGGGGUGGAGCAGCUAAAUAACAUCCUGGUCAUUGGAAUGACCAACAGACCAGACCUGAUUGAUGAGGCCCUGUUGCGACCUGGGAGAUUGGAGGUGAAAAUGGAGAUUGGUUUACCAGAUGAGAAGGGCCGACUUCAGAUUCUUCAUAUCCACACAGCCCGGAUGCGGGAACACCAGCUGAUGGCUGAAGAUGUAGAUAUUAAAGAAUUGUCUGUGGAGACCAAAAAUUUCAGUGGUGCUGAAUUAGAGGGUCUGGUGCGAGCGGCACAGUCUACUGCUAUGAACAGACAUAUAAAGGCCACCACCAAAGUGGAAGUGAAUAUGGAGACGGCAGAGUGUCUGCGUGUGACAAGGGGAGACUUCUUAGCCUCUCUGGAGAAUGAUAUCAAGCCGGCAUUUGGAACAAACCAGGAGGAUUAUGCAAGUUAUAUCAUGAAUGGCAUUAUCCAGUGGGGAGACCCUGUAACAAGGGUGCUGGAAGAUGGAGAAUUGCUUGUCCAGCAAACCAAAAACAGUGACCGCACUCCGCUGGUUAGCGUUCUUUUAGAAGGUCCCCCACAUAGUGGAAAGACUGCUUUGGCAGCAAAGAUUGCAGAAGAAUCCAACUUUCCAUUUAUUAAGAUCUGUUCUCCUGAUAAGACAAUUGGCUUUUCUGAAACUGCAAAGUGCCAAGCUAUGAAGAAGAUCUUUGAUGACGCAUACAAGUCCCAGCUCAGCUGUGUGGUAGUCGAUGACAUUGAAAGGCUGCUAGAUUAUGUUCCUGUUGGACCACGAUUCUCCAACUUGGUUUUGCAGGCCCUUCUCGUGUUGCUAAAAAAGGCACCUCCUCAGAUUUCCCUGUGUUCUGCAGCAGAAGAGAUGGGGGUGGGGGAGAAAUAGAAAGAUUGAAAAGGGCUGUCGCAGCAGGGAGCCAAGCUGGAGAAAAGGACUUCUCUGAGAACUAAGCAGCAGCAGCUCUGAAAGCCUAAGAAGCUGCUUCAUCUACAUGCAGAGUCACACAAGGCAUGGGGACGAUCACCAACACCACAGAGAUUUCACAUGUGCUUCCCUGCUGGUUCCUAUGAAAAGCUAACAAUCAGCUCGGGGAGUGAAAGACCAUUGCAGCAUCCCCUAACUAAGCUGGACGUACAAUUUGUUCAGUGUUGUGAAAUGUCCGGCUUAGCAAGAUGCUCUCGGACACCCUCGCGAAUGCCCUUCCUAUGCUCCCUGAGGCCCCCUCCUCCUUUUCUGGGACUUGGCAGGCUUCUGCAGAUUUGUGAAGGCUGGAGGGGGAGGGGAACAUGCGCCUUGUCUGGUAUAGUUCCACAUGCAGAAUAAUGAUGGCCCAGCGUUGCUGGACAUGUGCGUGUGGGACAGUAGGUUUAAAAAAUAAUAGAACCAAAUCCUGCUUUCCCGUAUACUGGUGUAAACUGGGAGUAACUUCAUUUUAGUCAAUAGUUAUUCUGGGUUUACAUCUGCGCAACUGAGAGCAGAAUCUAGCCUGUUUGGAAAAAACACCACCGCAAACCCAUCACUUGGGGAAGGAUUCCAGUCACCCAAAAGGCCUGUUAAAAAGCUGUAAGGAACCAA
Messenger RNA from Mauremys reevesii (Reeves's turtle), 2755 nucleotides. RefSeq names its product N-ethylmaleimide sensitive factor, vesicle fusing ATPase (gene NSF). The transcript has 18 exons. Gene Ontology annotation, cellular component: Golgi stack. Lineage: Eukaryota; Metazoa; Chordata; Testudines; Geoemydidae. The coding region runs from base 110 to 2065 and encodes 651 amino acids. The record is from RefSeq and is a predicted model, not a curated record. Gene Ontology annotation, biological process: Golgi to plasma membrane protein transport; SNARE complex disassembly; intra-Golgi vesicle-mediated transport. Gene Ontology annotation, molecular function: ATP hydrolysis activity; ATP binding.